Cercocebus atys (sooty mangabey) is the source of this 2465-nucleotide messenger RNA. RefSeq names its product chromosome unknown open reading frame, human C10orf62. NCBI's taxonomy places the organism in Eukaryota, Metazoa, Chordata, Mammalia, Primates, Cercopithecidae. The record is from RefSeq and is a predicted model, not a curated record. Bases 1429 to 2100 code for a protein of 223 amino acids. The transcript has a single exon.
UCGGCCUCCCAAAGUGCUGGGAUUACAGGCAUGACCCACCGCACCGGCCAAGAGUAUUCUUUUUAAAUAAAAGUUAUGACCGUAGUCUAGAGGAGGGGGUCAUUACAGAAGGGCUCUAUGGCCCUGAACUCACACCCAUAAACACCCUCAAAGAUGGACUUUGAAUUGUUAUUUCCAAAUGAGGUUAGUGGCCAACCACAGGACUAGUGCAGCAGGACUGGGAAGAUGAGGUUCUCCAUAAAAUGCUUGUGUCCUAUUCCUUCCAUAUGUAGAGUGGACCAUGCUUUCUUGCAAUGAUAUAAUAUUUUGUAUAUAUUAAAACCACUACUCUGUUAAAGAAAAUAUUUUGCUUAAAGCAUCACAAUUUUUACAACCCCAUUUUGGCAUUUCUUAUUUUUUUUAAAGAGCUAGAUGCUUUCGAGGGAAAAAAAAAAUACAGUGGCCCAGGCCUGUCUAUACCCUGAAAGGCCUUGGAGAUUAAUUAGGCUUUUCGUUGUCUGCAUCUAUGGAAAGCCUUGCCAGCAAGCCCACCUGCUCACGACCCAAACCAUGCCUAUUUAUGGGGGGACAAAUUCCGGGUUUGUAGGUGCAUCACUAAAGCAAGAGGUAGCAGCCACUGUCCGGAAUCUAGACCCAAUGAAGUCUCCUGUCCUGUCCACUCUGCCUUCUCAGCCCACUGCUUGCCUCCCCGCCCUCAGCCCAUUGUGACUUCAUGUUAGUUAUUCCAGAAUGAGCUUCUUCCUGGGUUCUUUUCCCUCUGAACUCUGCCCCAUAGUGAGGUGAGGGGCUCAAAUGAGGAUAGAAUAUGCCAGGCUGGCAGCAGACAUGGGCCCUGGAUGGAGGGUUCUCUGGUCUCAGAUGGCUAGGAAUGGAUAUCAGCCCAGUCAAGGGGGUCCUUCUGCCAUGGCCAGCCUGACCCAGCAUCCUUUGCCCCCGGGGGCCACCAGAUCAGGAGAGAGAGAAACCAAAGACUGGAAGAUACAAAGGCCUAAGUUGUAGAAUGGGUUCCAAGCAGAAGGCAGGACUCAGAAUCAGAGAAGCGGCCCUUUCACUGAGCCUGGGGACAGCUGUCAGGGUAGGAGACAGGACCCAGGCCUCAGGCAAUGCAUGCCAGGCUAGACAUGAGGGAUGCUGCAGCCUCUCCCCACCCCACUCUCCCCACCCCACCCCCAACUGCCUUCCUCACAAUGGGGUUCAUUGUUGAGGUGGUAGGGGGCACCUAGGGAGGGUGCAGCAGGGGGCCUGCCUGUCAGACAUCCUUGGGGAGCCUGCCCUUUCAAGCAUGAACCAUACCACCAGAGAUCACCCAGCGUGCUCUUAGCUCUGCCUGCCUGGUGUAGGGUCCUGGAGACCUUCUUGGAGCUCAUCCAGCAGCCAUCAUGCAAGGUGGUGCUGGGGACUGCCCUUUUGCUAGGAGGUGGAGGUCUCAUGCUGUGGGUUCAGAAAAAGAGGAGAAGAAAGGCAACCUCUGAGUGUCCACCAGACAAGGACAAGUCACCAGAAUCCCAUAAAGCAAAGAAUGAAAGCUGGAUCAAAUCUCACUUUAGCCGCCUUUCCGAAGAGAAGCUGGCCCGCAGCAACAAUGCCAGCACCAAUGGCAAUGCUACCCAGACUGAGAGUGGGAGUGGAGAGGCCAGCACCACGAUUCACAUGGAGACCUUCACCACGAGGCACGGAGAAGUGGGCUCCGCUCUGCGCCGGGAAUCCUUCACCAGCAGGCAGAAGGCAUCUGGGCCGCCAGUGAUCCAAGAGAUCCACCAGGAGUCUGGAAAAGCCCCAUCCACCGAUGAGGCCACGUGGGCUGCUGUGGCUGCCUGCACCAAGGAGAUUGACACCCAGGGGCGGCACCUGGCUCACUCCAUGCUGCAGCGGGCCACAGCUUACCAGCACUCAGGUCACCUGGAGUCCAAGGACAUCAACCAGGAGGAGCUGAGGGCCCUCGAGGAAGUGGAGAUGAAGCUGCAAAAGAAUUUCCUCACCCAGCGGGAAAACACCAUAGCUGGUGCCAACCACACACACACUUUCUAUGGCCACAGUCACCACAGUCACCACGGCCACCCGAGCCACCAGAGCCACAGUCUGCCCAACCGCAGACACUAGAUCUAUGACUGCUUGGAAGCCAUCUAACCAUGGAUGGAGACACCCCUGCCCCCAGCAAGGCUGGCUCACACACACGUCUGUUUUCUCUCCUAUGGGGCCAUCUAUGCAGCCCAGGGUGAGAUGCUGCGUCCAAAUCCCUACUUUCUUAGGCUCCCCACAGGGAUCAUGGGCCCUUUCAACUCCAUGAGUGGGGUCUGCCACAGAAGAUGGCCCCUGUUGGAGGGAGAGCUGGGAGGACACAGCGCAGGUGAGACAGACCCUGAGGCCCCUGAAGACCCACCAAGCGAAGACAGAUGGGAGCAGGCAAGAGCCCCACACUGAUGUCAUUGCCUGGAACGGAGCCAAUAAAGCUUUGCGUGCCUUCA